Homalodisca vitripennis (glassy-winged sharpshooter) is the source of this 3328-nucleotide messenger RNA. It is a transcript of the gene Dfd, whose product is annotated as homeotic protein deformed. The record is from RefSeq and is a predicted model, not a curated record. Gene Ontology annotation, cellular component: nucleus. The coding region runs from base 181 to 1329 and encodes 382 amino acids. Gene Ontology annotation, biological process: regulation of transcription by RNA polymerase II; anterior/posterior pattern specification. The transcript has 2 exons. Lineage: Eukaryota; Metazoa; Arthropoda; Insecta; Hemiptera; Cicadellidae. Gene Ontology annotation, molecular function: RNA polymerase II cis-regulatory region sequence-specific DNA binding; DNA-binding transcription factor activity, RNA polymerase II-specific.
GCGAGUGAUUCUGUGACUUUUGUGAUCGUACCAUCAGUGCGUGAAGUGAUGCCAGGAGAUUUCGGUGUAAUACUUCAACAAUAGUGUUUUUCACAUGUGACUGUUGUACGAUGGUGAUUUCGUUGUUAAACUUUAAGUUUGACCUGUGUUAGGUUAUAGAGUGACUCUUAUAUCGGUGAAAUGAGUUCCUUCCUGAUGAAUACGGGACCUUCAUACCAUCACCACCAGACCACUCUCCACCACCAGAGUGUAGUCGUCGACCCAAAAUUCCCUCCCACCGAGGAGUACAGUCAGAACAACUACAUAAACGCUGACUUCUUCAACGGCCAUCAUCACCACCACGGAGGUCAAUAUGGUGGAUACCAUCAUCAGGCCACAGGUACACCCUACGGAGUGCACGGAAGCCACGGAGGUGUCGCAACAAACUAUGGGUCCUACGCUGCCGGGAACUACUACCAUCAACUGCACCCUCCUGAGAUUCAUCAUCAUCACCCUCUGCCUCCUGAAGCACAACAGCCUCCUUCCAUCCUUCAACCUCCUCCUCAGUGUACCCUCCCGCCCACAUCCACGGUCCUGGACAGUCCAAAGGGAUCUUCCUCGCCCUGUCACCUGAAGAGUCCUGACCUAUCCCACCAAGAACUGCAAGUGCAUAUAGAGGACGAUGUGGUGUCUGACGAACAGGACGAGGUGGACGACGAGGAUCUGAUGAAUGGAGAGGGCAGCCCACUGACGAUAGACGAAAGUUCAGAGUCCGGAGAUAGGAUCAUCUACCCCUGGAUGAAGAAGAUACACGUAGCGGGAGUCGCGAACGGGUCGUACCAGCCGGGGAUGGAACCCAAGCGGCAGCGCACUGCGUACACGCGGCACCAGAUCCUGGAGCUGGAGAAGGAAUUCCACUUCAACCGCUACCUUACAAGGAGAAGAAGGAUAGAGAUCGCACACACCCUCUGCCUCUCCGAGCGGCAGAUCAAGAUCUGGUUCCAGAACCGGAGGAUGAAGUGGAAGAAAGACAACAAACUUCCGAAUACGAAGAACGUGAGGAGAAAGAACGGCCAGGCUCCUCCAGCGAAGAAGCCCAGGUCGAGGAACGAUCGGAGGAGAAACGUUUCCCAAGAGGUACCGAUGACCAUGGAAGACCUAGCAAUGCACCACGAUCCCCAUCACCUACCUCCCGAUCCACUGAUGGGUCUGCACCCCUCACACUCCCUGACUCCCUUGAUGAGCCAGCAGCUGACUCCCUUGGCCCCCGCCAUGCACGGCAACUGUGGUCCCGUUCAUCCACAACCACUUCCGGUGAAGACCUCAGACUACGGGCUCACCGCGUUAUAACCUGACCUACACACCUUCAGCCAUUAGGGAUAGAUUAGGGCAGAGCUUUACUAAUAGAAGAAUUAUCGUAUAGAGGUCAUUGAAACGUUCGAAUAUUGUCCUUUUUGGCUUACUGACCAAAAUCUCACAUUCAGUAUUUCUUCUUGUGUUUUUUUUUUAAGUUUUAUUCAGACAAUAACCAGUUGGUAUUCUUUACUUUUAGGCUUGAAAACCGGCUGUAGCGGUGGCCAUCAUGAAUUCCUUUUCAUUGGCCCCAUAAGAACGAUAUGAAACUGCAUGCACGUUUGUUGGUCGCAGAAUCAUGGGAGGUGUCUAAUUAAAAAAAAUAUAACUACUAAGCAUCCAACAGCUUUGUUUAGUUUUUUCGAUAUCUCUAUUAAUUACCGUAUUCUGAAAAUUAUUAACUUUUGUUGUACUUAAUCAUUUAUAUAUUAAGAAAGUAAAAACUUUACAAGAAAAACUAUAAAGCGCUUUUAACAUAUUGAUAAGAUCUUCAAAACGAAACACCUCCCUUACGCUACGGUAAAAAAUAAGGCCGUAAAAUUCGAUAAGAAUUAACAUUGUUCUUAUGGGGGAAACCUUAGGACAGUUUUACUACAGCUGCCUCUUAAGCAGCAUCUAUCUAUUUUUGUUAGUUGUAAUAGUCAUCACUAGAUUUUGGUAAUUCAAAAUGUUGUCAACAUUAAUUGGAGAAUACUAACAGGAGCCUACAAUGUAAACAAUUAUAAAUUUAACAUAUACAAAUUUACUAACGUACGAAAAAUUAGCUCCAAAUAAAUGUUGUGUAAAAAUUUCAAUAGCUAUAUCUUUAGACCGAGUUUUCAUAAACCCUGUUAACCUUAUCCAGUAACUCUAUUAAAGUUUUAAUGAAAAUUUAAUAAAUAUGAAAAUAAAUCAUAAUGAACGAGUUAAUAAUAUUGCUAACGUUACCAAAGAGCUAAAAAUACGUCAUUUAAAUUUCAAACUAAAACUGAACUAGUAUUUUCAUGACAUUUAGUGAGCGAGUAAGUGACUUGGAGGGUAAACUGCUUUUGCUGACCAAAACCUUUUAUUUAAUUAGGUAAGGUACAUUUUUUGAUCCAACGUUUUUUAAUAGUGUGGAUAAUCCCGCACACUCAAAACUGUUUCUGGUUAUAAUAUAUAAGUACUAUACACAAGUGGUUUCUCUUGGAUAGUAGAAUUCAUUCAAGAAAAAUGUUAAGUAUGACAUGUAAGUAAUAUAGCUAAUUUAACGUACGAUUAAACUUAUUUAAAUAUAUUCCUAAGGUUAUAACUGUGAACUCUAUUUAGCCACACAUUUGUUCUAAAUGAUCAAUCAUAUUUUGGUGGUGAAAUUUAUUAUACCUUUCAGUGAGUAUUGUUUUUUAAGUAUGAAUGUAAGAAUGCUCUCAACACGAUAGGUAUUUGGAAGUACACUAAAAGGAAAUGAACACGAUAUUGUUUAAAAAUAUAAACGUUAUUAUGUAAAGAUUCUGCCCUUAUCUGCCUUAAAAGAGACUUGGAUAAAGACGUAUUUUUUUACUCGCUGUGCAUAGCCCGGAAAUCGAGUGUCCUGUGUAGUAAAGUACUGAUAAAUUUGUGUACAGUGCCGAUAUACUGCUGUGUACAUUUUACGGUGAGCUAGAGCUGUACUGAUAUAAAAUAUGAUACUGGGUGUCCUAGACUCAUAGAUAUGACCAAUUUAGAGGAAUAAUAUUGUAAACUUGGGAGUACAGUAUUUGUAUACAAUAUUAUUGUUUACUGUAUAUUUAACACCAUUCUUUAUUAUUUAUAUGAUACAUAUGUUUGAAUAUAAAUUAGUUCGUAUAAACCGUUAUGGGAAUGAUUGAGUCAACCACAUAUAAAUUUGUUUCCCAGUCCAAAUGCAUACUAGUCCAUUGUGUUGCUAAUUAUACUUGUGUUCUUGUGGCCAAUGAUUAUUUAUAAACAUAAAAAUUUCAGCAUUAUAUUUGAUACCGAUCAAAUUAACAUUUUUUUACUCAUCGUUAUUGGUUUAACA